Messenger RNA from Entelurus aequoreus (snake pipefish), 6080 nucleotides. RefSeq names its product aprataxin-like. NCBI's taxonomy places the organism in Eukaryota, Metazoa, Chordata, Actinopteri, Syngnathiformes, Syngnathidae. Gene Ontology annotation, biological process: double-strand break repair; single strand break repair. Gene Ontology annotation, cellular component: nucleus. The transcript has 8 exons. The coding region runs from base 382 to 1350 and encodes 322 amino acids. Gene Ontology annotation, molecular function: mismatched DNA binding; single-strand break-containing DNA binding; single-stranded DNA binding. The record is from RefSeq and is a predicted model, not a curated record.
CAACAUGCGACUUAAGUACAAUUGAGGAGUCGGCAACAAAGCAGCACGCUAAAUAGUUUUUGGCUACAUACAAUGCUAAAUAGUUUUGGGCUACAUACAAUGCUAAAUAGUUUUGGGCUAAAUACAAUGCUAAAUAGUUUUGGGCUACAUACAAUGCUAAAUAGUUUUGGGCUACAUACAAUGCUAAAAUAGUUUUGGGCUACAUACAAUGCUAAAUAGUUUUGGGCUACAUACAAUGCUAAAAUAGUUUUGGGCUACAUACAAUGCUAAAAUAGUUUUGGGCUACAUACAAUGCUAAAUAGUUUUGGGCUACAUACAAUGCUAAAAUAGUUUUGGGCUACAUACAAUUCUAAAUAGUUUUGGGCUACAUACGAUGAUAGCAUGUCCGUUUGUUGGCUUGUCAGUCAGGAGGAAACGCACAAACCAAUUAUGUUGCCCCAUCUUCAGCCAGUUGUCCUGGGUCGAGGGCCAGAAACCACCAUUAAAGACAAGAAGUGCUCCAGGGAGCAAGUCGAAUUGAAAGCCGACUGCAACAAAUGCCUUGUCAGUGUUAAGCAGCUGGGCGUCAACCCCACCUGCAUAGGCUCCCGGGUGUUGGGUCACGGGAAGGAGGUGAAAAUGAAGGCCGGAGAGUUGCUUUACAUUGUCAAUGAGCUGUACCCCUACACCGUGCAGUUCAAGGAAGACGGUUCUGGAAGCCGCAAAAGACCCCUCCAGAUGUCUACAGCGGACAAAGAAAGCCACAAAGAGGCUGCGAGUGUGAAGGCGGCCAAACACACGGAAGAAUUAUCCAGUGGGAGAAGUGAAAGUGUUGGCCAUUGGAGCCAAGGCCUGAAGGCGUCGAUGCAGGACCCCGACAUGCAGGUGUAUAAGGACGACCAGGUGGUGGUCAUCAAAGACAAAUACCCCAAGGCGCGUUACCAUUGGCUGGUCCUGCCGUGGGUGUCCAUUGCGAGCCUGAAGGCCCUGCGCAAGGAGCACUGCGGCCUGCUGCGCCACAUGCACGGCGUGGCUGAGCAGAUGGUGCAACAGUGCCCACAGGCCAGGUCCUUAGACUUCCGCAGUGGCUACCACGCCAUUCCCAGCAUGAGCCAUGUGCACCUCCACGUGAUCAGCCAAGACUUUGACUCUCCUUGCCUGAAGAACAAAAAGCACUGGAACUCCUUCACCACCGAAUAUUUCAUCAAUUCCCAGGACGUGAUCGGCAUGCUUGAAAGCCAUGGAAGGGUGACAGUCAGAGAAGGCACCGGUGACUUGUUGAAGGCACCCCUCAGGUGCCACCUGUGUCGCCACCAGCUUGCCACUAUACCCGCUCUGAAACAGCAUCUGAAGUCUCACUUUCCCAGCUGAGAGUGACGCCCUCAAACGCAACACAGUCGUCAUAGAGAGCACCAGGCAUGCACUACUUACUGCCUUCUGAAAUACAUCUCCUAUUGAGAAGUCCCGCAUCCUUGUGUGGAGCUCAGCCAACUACAAGGAUCUGGUCAGAGUCAGGUUAUUAAAAUGUAGAAUUGUUGUAAAAUCUUGGUUAGUAGUUUGUUGUGAUCGUUUAUUUAUUUAGUGGUGUGAAAUACAAUUGGGUGAGAAUGUAUUUUCUAAUUGAAGGUGAGGCAUUCAUUUAUUCAGGCUGGUCGCCCAUGCAUUGAUGAAAUGUUUGUUUUGAUUUGAGGAAAAAACUAUCCAACCAUCCAUCUUCUUGCACUUAUGCCAAGACGGGUUGCGGGGGCAGCAGCCUAAGCAGAGAAGGUCAGACUUCCCUCUCGUCAGAUACUCUGUCCAGCUCCUGCCGAGGCGUUCCCAGGACAGCUGGGAAAUAUAGUCCCCCCGCCCCCCAACAUGUCCUGGGUCUUCCCCGUGGCCUCUUACCGGUCGGAGUUCCCGAAACACCUCCCCAGGGAGGCGUUGGAGGGGCAUCCUGACCAGAAGCCUGAACCAACUCCUCCAUGGAGGACCAGCGGCUUUACUCUGCUUCUCAUUAGGGAUGAUGUUUGAAACUGAUUCUCCCGGUUGUUCGAUAAGAAAAGAACCGAUUCCAUGAGCUCAAAUCCCUUUUUGAGAACCGGUUCCCGUUAUCGGUAAAGAAAAAGAGUUGGUUCUUUAUUCGAAUCCCUGGGAACGAAUCCCAAAUGGGCAAUGUUAUGCCCAUUUGAUUGUAGACUCUUACUGACACCUUGUGGCGAUAUGAAAAUACUACGCGUCAAUAGUUUGGGCACUUCCGGGUUGACGACAUCUGUUCAGUUCAUGAGACAAUUGAGAAAUAGACAAGUUGUGUUAGCUCUUACAAGCCUUGGAAAAGAUAAGUCUGUAAGUAAACUGUUCAACUUGUUUAUGUAACUCAAUAUUAAGGUGGAAAGUGUUUAAGUUUGAUACUAAGAUUUUUAUUGAAAAACGAUUUUUGUGCUCUGUUUCAAUGGAUGUUUUGAGGACUUAAAAUGGCUGCCAGUCGUGUAUUUCCACCAUCGAAAUAGUUUCUACACUCAGAAGUAUUUGUUUGAUGAUAGUACUGUAUAUUUGUGUGAAGCUAAUAUUUACAUAUUGUGUGUUACAUUUCCGUAUGUUAAUUGAAUCACAUAGCUUAUACAUUUGUCAUUGUGUGUAUUUCAGUUGAAAAAAUAAAUAAAUAACAGUCCAGUGCAAGACAAAAGUAAAGAUAGGAAAAGAUAAAGCAAGAUCAACAACAAUAAAGAGCCUAAAUGGAUUAAUCUGUAUUGGAACUUUAUUAGACGUCUUGGAUUGUUUGUUAGCUGUCUGCCUGUGUGUGUAGUUAGUAUGUUCCAAUAGCAGCAGAAGUGCACUUUUUGGAGAGUUGUAUUAUUUUUUAGUUUUGUGCCCAAGGGACUGAUUUUAUUUAACACUAUAUUAUUAUUUAUACACCUUUAGUGAUCACAGAUACAGGUUGUUUUUGUGUUACUGUAUAUAUUUGUUUUUCUGAAAAAUCCCACUUUAAUAUACUUUGGGUAACAACAGUCAAUAUUUAAUUAUUUUAUUUUUUUAGGGGGGUAACAGUCAAUAUUUAUUUAUUUUAUUUUAGUUUUUUCUUAUAAAAUAAAAGUGAGCUUUUGUUAAACCAAAUAUUGUUUUUUUUCCAUAUACAACAACCUAUCUGGGUUCGAUAAGAGAAUCGAUAAGGAAUCGGUUCGAUAAGAGGAUUCGAUAAUGGGCUCGAACUGGAUCAUUUCUUAUCAAACAUCAUCCCUACUUCUCACCAUAUCUCUCAUUUUGGAAAAAAACUCUACUGGAUGUCAAAAUGUUUUUAUCUUUUGGUCUACAAGUUGUAUUGAGGUCACCGUGGAGUCUUUGGACUUCUUUCAGUUCUCAGACCGGAGUGGUUCUUCUGCAGUUCCCGGACAGCAUGUCGGUGUCGUCAGCGGCUAAACCGUCCAACAUGUCAACCUUACCGUCCUUCAGAGGCGAGGCCAGCGCGUAAAACACAAAGUCCGAGCUCACCGUCAACGGCGUGGGCAAACUGGGCGGGGCCACCACCUUGGAGAGCGAGUUCUCCCGCACCAGGGACCCCCGGAGGGAGUUGGAGGCGGACUCGGCCAUGCUGUGGUUGCUCCGGUUGCUGUACCCGCGGGGCCGGUUGUGGUAGUAGCGCUUGCUGCGGGGAAGCGCCGGCUUGAUGAGGGAGGGCCGGCCUUUGGUGCGCAGCUGCCGGUGCUUCUCGAUGAACACGUGCACCGCCAGCACGCCGACCAUCUCCGCCAGCACGAAGGAAAGCGCCCCGAAGUAGAAGGACCAGCCGUAGGAGUAGCUCUUCUUGUUGUCGCUCUGGCUGGGGUCGCCCGAGUUGGCCGAUAUGUACACGAUGAUGCCGAUGAUGUUGCUGAGACCUGAGGAGCAAACGGUUGCCAUGGUGAUGCCCAUUGUCUGGGGGCGUGCGGGUGAAGGGGCCGACCUGCUGAGACGAAGAGGAUGCCCGCCGUGAGGAUGACGUUGUGGCGCGACUUGUAGAACUCGCUGGCCGCCACGCACACGCCCCCCAGGAACAGCAGGCCCACGCUGAGGAUGGGGAAGAGGCUGGAUGCUCGCACGGCGCCUGGGGGGGAAAGAGACCUUUCAACCAUGGAGAUUUACUGCUGGCUCGGAACGAGGGCGGACACGUUACCCCUCCCUCUCCCAUCUCUUUGCCCCGUCUAAAUGAUACAGACAGCCUCUCUUUUGCACUCUUCUCCAAUAAACUGAUGGGUCAACUUAAUUGGCGAGAUCAUCUCAAGGAGAAGCUCGAGUUCGGGUUCGAGUUCGGGGGAACAUGUGCUGCUGGAUACUCCUGGGAGAACUUCUUUCCUUUAAAGACAUUGACGAUACCAAUUUGGAAUUAUGAUAACUAGUAGGGAUGUCCGAUAAUGGCUUUUUGCAGAUAUCCGAUAUUCCGAUAUUGUCCAACUCUUUAAUUACUGAUACCGAUAUCAACCGAUAUAUACCGUCGUGGAAUUAACACAUUAUUAUUAUUAGGGAUGUCCGAUAAUGGCUUUUUGCCGAUAUGCCGAUAUUGUCCAACUCUUUAUUUACCGAUACUGAUAUCAACCGAUAUAUACAGUCGUGGAAUUAACACAUUAUUAUUAUUAGGGAUGUCCGAUAAUGGCUUUUUGCCGAUAUGCCGAUAUUGUCCAACUCUUUAAUUACCGAUACCGAUAUCAACCGAUACCGAUAUUAACUGAUAUAUACAGUCGUGGAAUUAACACAUUAUUAUGCCUAAUUUGGACAACCAGGUAUGGUGAAGAUAAGGUACUUUUUAAAAAAAUGAAUCAAACAAAAUAAGAUAAAUAAAUUAAAAACAUUUUCUUGAAUAAAAAAGAAAGUAAAACAAUAUAAAAACAGUUACAUAGAAACUAGUAAUGAAUGAAAAUGAGUCAAAUGAAGUGUUAAAGGUUAGUACUAUUAGUGGAGCAGCAGCACGCACAAUCAUGUGUGCUUACGGACUGUAUCCCUUGCAGACUGUAUUGAUAUAUAUUGAUAUAUAAUGUAGGAAGCAGAAUAUUAAUAACAGAAAGAAACAACCCUUUUGGGGAGGGAGGUUUUUUGGGUUGGUGCACUAAUUGUAAGUGUAUCUUGUGGGGUUUUUUUAUGUGGAUUUAAGAAAAAAAUAAUUAUUGGAAAAAAAAACAAAAAAAAUAAUAAAAAAACGAUACCGAUAAUUUCUGAUAUUACAUUUUAAAGCAUUUAUUCAUCUCUAAUAACUAUCGGCAGUCCGAUAUUAUCGGCCGAUAAAUGCUUUAAAAUGUAAUAUCGGAAAUUAUCGGUUUCAAAAAGUAAAAUGUAUGACUUUUUAAAACGCCGCUGUGUACACGGCCAUAGAGAGAAGUACAGAGCAGUUGCGUCUCCCAGUCAUACUUGACAACCCUCCCCAUUUUCCCGGGAGACUCCCCAAUUUCAGUGACCCUCCCCAAAAUCUCCCGGGGUAACCAUUCUCCAGAAUUCCUCCCGAUUUCCACCCAGACAACAAUAUUGAGGGCGUGCCUUAAAGGCACUGCCUUUGCGUGGCGGCCCAGUCACAUAAUAUCUACGGCUUUUCACACACACAAGUGAAUGCAAGGCAUACUUGGUCAACAGCCAUACAGGUCACACUGAGGGUGGACGUAUAAACAAGUUUAACACUGUUACAAAUAUGCGCCACACUGUGAACCCACACCGAACAAUAAUGACAAACACAUUUGGGGAGAACAUCCGCACCGUAACACAACAUCAACACAACACAACAAAUACCCAGAAUCCCUUGGAGCACUAACUCUUCUGGGAUGCUCCAAUAUACACCCCCCGCCACCCCCACCACCUCAAUCUCCUCAUGCUCUCUCAGGGAGAGCAUGUCCCAAAUUCCAAGCUGCUGUUUUGAGGCAUGUUAACAAAAAUAAUGCACUUUGUGACUUCAAUAAUAAAUAUGGCAGUGCCAUGUUGGCACUUUUGUUCCAUAACUUGAGUUGAUUUAUUGUGGAAAACCUUGUUACAUUGUUUAAUGCAUCCAGCGGGGCAUCACAACAAAAUGAGGCAUAAUAAUGUGUUCAUUCCACCACUGUAUAUAUCCGUAUCGCUUGAAAUCGGAAUCGGUAAUUAAGAGUUGGACAAUAUCGGAUAUCGGAAAA